Molecule: messenger RNA, 1215 nt
Organism: Penicillium nucicola
Lineage: Eukaryota; Fungi; Ascomycota; Eurotiomycetes; Eurotiales; Aspergillaceae
Exons: 3
Coding region: 1-1215 (404 amino acids)
Source: RefSeq, a predicted model, not a curated record
AUGCAUGAAUUCACGACCACUGUCACUGAGAAUGAUCGUAUCUCUCCAUUCUUGAAGAUUUUGUCAUCGGAUAGGCUGCCAAAUACCCCAAAGCUCAGUCUCUCUAUUGAGCUACAGUCCCUUGAUGGGCCUACAGUUGCGAAAGAAGGCUCCAAUAACAUGCUCAUCUAUCAUAUUCAUCGGGACCCGAAUGACGGCCACGAUGAGCCGUGCACGAUAUAUUGGUCUGGCAGCUUUGAAGCAUUUGGGUCCAAGGGCUUUGUUCUUCUUCGACACACCGCUGAUGGCGAAAUGGAAAAGGUUGAGGGCCUAGUGGAAUCCUGGAACGAUGAAUACCUCUCAAGUGGUGCCUUCUGGGGUUCUAAACAAGGUUUUCAUGAGUUAGCGCCCGGCCAAAGUAUCUGGUUUGGAACAGGCUUGGAGGAAUCAUGGAUAAAAGCCUUGAUUCCAGGCGAACGAUAUGAGCUGGUUUGGCCGGGUGGUGAGAUUUCUUGGUGGGGAUGGGGUACUAUCGAACAAAGCCUUGAAAAGUAUCCCAAUCCUUCCGCCCAAGCAAUUCUUCCUGGGCCACAUCAUCUGUCGUUCGAUGUGGUUGAUCGACCUAAGCCUCCCGUCUAUGAGACACCACGACCGCAGUGGCCCACCACUCCAGUCCCCGGAACCCCAAAGUUUAGGGUGACAUUAAGUGGCGGUAACCAAAAGAAACUCACGGAGAACUUCGUGAUGCAAUAUACUAUCACGUACAUUGGCAUCACCUCAGAAGAUCCACAGGGCAAUUUUGAGCCUGCGACGAGGUCUAUCGUUUUUGAUGCAGACAACUUGGUUCCAUCCGAGUGGGCCUUUCGACGUCAUAACGAUGGUCACUGGAAUUACUGCGAGCUCAACGGUGUCAACUGCGCCAUAGCUGGUGCUCUCUGGAUUGAUUAUGAAGGCCCUGUUGAGAUCGCCAAAUCUGGUCGAUUCAUCAGUCUAGCACCUGGUGAGUCGUGGAGCGACAGUGUGGGAGGAGACCUCCUGCCGAAAGAUCUGGUCUUAGGGGACGAAAUUCGAUAUCAGGUGGAUGGUUGUUUGUUGGAAACUUGGAAUUGGGGAAGUAUGGAGGAGCAUAGCCAGACUGUAUUGUUCUAUCACCACGGAUUUAAGGACCCCAUUUGGACGGAGCGGCCUAUCGUGCUACCUGCAUCCAAUCCUCUGGAGUUUAGCGUUGUUGAAUAA